UCGUUGAUAUACAAAACGCGAGAAGACGACCAGCCAGGGGGAAUCUCUUUAGCUUUAUCAAUCCUGUAUACUCUGUAUUCUUCUCCUUCUUAAAAGUUGAAAAGAAACAACCUUCUCAAUCCCCGGAAAGAUUGUGUCUCUGUCUACAGUUUUUCUCAUUUAAUCCGCUUCUUUUCAGCAAGUCCCUUUGGUGUUUUGUCUUUCCAUCUCUUUCAUCCUUUUUGUGUAUGCAAGUUGGGAGAAUUACAGGUCAUUAUAAUGCCAUUCCCUCAAGUUUCCUCAUUAAUUAUAUAUAUGUAGGAUAUCCUUCUUUCUGAAAUGCUAAGAAACCCUUUUGCUGUCACAGCUUUAACCAACCUCUCUCUUGCUCUUAGAAUUACGUUUAAUGGCCUCCAUUUCAGUUUUUCCAUUCUCCCACCUGGGCAAGUAGGUUUAUUUCGUUUUCUUCUUCCUUUUUCUUUCUUCCCCUCACAACCUUCAAUCAUCUCUCCGAGUUUUUUCUUCCUUUUUCCCACUAUUAUGAUUCUUUCUGUUUCGAGAUCUUAGAAAACCCACCAAUCAAUCUGAUUCCUUCUGCAGCUCUGCUUCAACCAAAAUCCUCUGCUUCUCUUUUUAAGACCAGUUUGAUUCUCUUCUUUGAUUUCUUAUGGAUCCAGGACAUGGAUAUUUGUUUGAGCAUGUCCAAACUCCCCCUCUUAUGGAAAACCAAGCAAACGUGGUUUAUCAUCCCUCCUCUCCUUCUUCAGACACGAGCUUCCCCAUCUUAGCCAUUGCAAUACUAGGAAUCCUGACCACAGCCUUCUUACUAGUGAGCUACUAUGUCUUUGUGAUCAAAUGCUGCUUGACUUGGCACCGUUUUGAUCUCCUGAGACGGUUUUCUAUGUCUCAAGCUCGAAGACAUGAAGACCCACUAAUGGCCUACGUUCAAGCGACAGAGAACCGUGGUCUUGAUGAAUCUCUGAUCCGUGCAAUACCAGUUUUUCAGUUCAAAAGAGGAGGAAAAGGUGAAGAGAAAAGUUACUUCGACUGUGCAGUUUGCCUGAAUGAGUUCCAAGAAGAAGAGAAACUAAGAAUUCUACCCAAUUGUGCCCAUGCAUUCCACAUCGAUUGCAUUGAUAUAUGGCUCCAGAGCAAUGCCAAUUGCCCUCUCUGCCGAUCAAGCAUUUCGACAACAGCCCGGUUUCCGAUUGGUCAAAUCAUUGCCCCCACCCCUUCUCCCCAAGAUCCACACCCAUUUACAGAGACUCUCAUGGGUGGUGAUGAGGAUUUUGUAGUAAUUGAACUGAGGAAUGAAGAGAAUGGAGGUCAAACAGCUCACAGGCAUCAAGAAUCAGGAAGUUCAGGGGAGCUUCUGGGCCCAGCCCGAGAGGUUAGUCCUUCACCCAGGAAAUUUGAGCAGAAAUUUCUGAACAAGAAACCUAGGAAGUUCCAUCAUAUUACAAGCAUGGGAGAUGAGUGCAUUGAUGUCAGGGGAAAAGAUGAUCAGUUCUCAAUCACACCCAUCAGGAGAUCUUUUUCCAUGGACUCUUCGGCUGACAGGCAGUUCUACCUCUCUGUUCAAGAGAUCAUACGGCAGAACAGGCAGCCCAAUGAAGUCAGUCCUAGUGAAGGUUGUAGCAACAGAAUCCGCCGGUCGUUCUUUUCGUUUGGCCAUGGCAGAGGAUCUAGAAGCGCAAUUCUUCCUCUCCAAUUCGAGCCCUAAGGCAGAGAAAUUAAUCUUGUUUUCCACUUUUCUUUUCAUCUUUUGUUUUCUGAGAUAUAGAUAUUGGAAUUAGGAAGCUUUAAGGAAUAGUUUGUGAUAUAAACAAGACUAAAUUGAGUGUAUAGAAAAAAUUGGAUUUUUGGGUGUA
Molecule: messenger RNA, 1850 nt
Organism: Nelumbo nucifera (sacred lotus)
Lineage: Eukaryota; Viridiplantae; Streptophyta; Magnoliopsida; Proteales; Nelumbonaceae
Source: RefSeq, a predicted model, not a curated record